Oppia nitens is the source of this 1350-nucleotide messenger RNA. RefSeq lists its product as uncharacterized. The coding region runs from base 1 to 1350 and encodes 449 amino acids. The record is from RefSeq and is a predicted model, not a curated record. Lineage: Eukaryota; Metazoa; Arthropoda; Arachnida; Sarcoptiformes; Oppiidae. The transcript has a single exon.
AUGAGCUUAGUAAAUGAAAAAUCAUCUUUGGCUAUUGUACCUGAACUAGAUAUUUUUAGUAAUUCAUUGGUUCAAACUUCAAUAAAAGAACGAUUUUGUGAAGAAGUUCGACCUUUAUCUCAACUUAAUAAUGGUGGACAUAUUGAAUUUGAAAUUAAAAGUAAUAUUGAUGAGUAUAUUUCUUUAUUCGAUUCAACAUUAUAUUUUAGUUUUCGAGUUAAAUUAGCAAAAACGAAUAAUACUGAAAUAGUUGAGAAUGAUUGGAAUAAUGUAUCAUUAGUUAAUAACUUUUUCAAUUCUUUAUGGAGCCAAAUAGAUGUGUCUAUAAAUGAUUCACAAACAUCAUCAUCUUUACAGACAUAUGCUUAUAAAUCUUAUAUAGGUAAAGUUUUAUAUACUUCAGAAAGAUCAAGGCAAACAUAUUUACAUUAUGAAUUAUUUACCAAAGAAAAUAUGAAAGGAGAAAAUGUAAAUAUUCCUGUAAAACAAAGAAUUGAAUUAAUUAAAAAUGAAACAAGUGAACCUCCUCAUACAGGAAAGUAUGUUGAAUUAGAAGGCAAAUUAUUUAUCAGUAUGUUUCUACAGACAAAAUUACUUGUUGGUGGUACAAAAUUAAAUAUAAGAAUGAUUCCCAAUAGACCUGAAUUUUAUUUUAUGACUAAUGAUAGUACAUUAAUACCUAGAAUUCAUUUUGAAGAUAUUCACUUUAAUAUUAUUAAAUGUCGAGUAUCUGAAGAUAUUGUUGCAGCACAUACUAAAAGUUUUAAUAUACAUAAAGAUGUUGCAGCAAAGUAUAUACUGAAUAGAAGAGAAGUACGUACAGUUACCAUAGAUGCUGGCGCGCGUAGUAGAAAUAUAGAAAAUGUUAUUAAUGGACAAUUGCCGCAUAGGGUAUACGUAGCAUUUGUAACUAAUGAAGCUUACAGUGGAUCAUAUACUAAAAAUCCAUUUAAUUUUUAUCAUUUUGAUAUAAAUUCUAUUUCUUGUUUUAUAAAUGGAAAUCAAAUUGCAAGAAAACCAUUUACGCCAGAUUUUGGCAAAAACAAAUAUUGUCGUGAAUACCUGGAAUUAUUUAAAGUAACUCAACAAUAUGAUGAAAAAGGUAAAAUGGAUAUAACUAGUGAAGAUUAUAAAAAUGGUUUUACUAUAUUUGGAUUUAAUACAAAUCAAGAUCAUACUCAUGGUUAUCAAGAUACAGGUUACGUAAACGUUCCACAAUAUGGUAUUAUGAGAUUUGAAAUACAUUUUGAAAAACCUCUACCAACAAUUGUUAAUGCAUUAUUUUAUUACGAGUUUGAGAAUUUAAUAAGUAUGUAUAAAGACAAGUCUAUAGCAAUGGAUUAUCGUUAA